CACGCCGUCCACGCGGUGGAUGUCGCGCUGUUGGCCAUCCCACGGUCACGGUGAUAGAUAAGAUGAGCCCCCGCUGCCCUACAAUCCCCUCUGAACCCUAUUCCCCUCGUUCGCCUCCCCCACGCAUCUCCCUCCCGAUCCCGAGCCCACCCGAGCAAAGCCGCCGUUGUGCCAUUGUCGUAGACGUCCUCUGAAGCCCUCUAGCGCGGCACACUAUUGUCCAGGAGCAGCACCAUCGACCUCUACAUCGACUACAUCACUGGAUCGGAUGAGAACGCCACUGCAAUCGACGCAUCGUCCACCUAUUCACCCACGGCCGCCGGCGCCAUUGUCGCUCGAUCCCUCAUCUCCGGUUCCUUCCCGGCCACCUCGAGCUCACUUUCGGCACCGCGGGUGCAUCUACAGAGCUGCGGCCCGUGCGCGCGGUGCUGCCAUCGGCCACGGCCAUGCUACAACCGUGUACAACAGGGAGCUGGAACCAUGUACACUGGGAGCUGGAACCGGCUAUGCGGGGCGCUGCAUCGGUGCCUACAGGAUGAGGCAACACGGCGUUGGCCAUGCGACAACCAUGUACGCCGAGAGCUGGAACAGGCAAACGUGGGAGCUGCAUCCGGCCUACAGGAUGCUACCACCGGCGAUGAAGACUGAUGCAACCAUUCAUGAUGGCGCCCCGACCCAUGACAGCGGCGACGUUGUUUUUGCUGCAUCCAUCGUCGUUGACGUUUGCUGCAAGACGCCCUGACCCACGACGGCGGUGACGACGUUUUGCUGCAUCUGUCGUCGUUUUUGCUAUCACCGACGCGAUGUUUUGCUGCAACCAUUCAUGACGGCGCCCUGAGCCCCGACGGUAGCGACGCCAUUUUUGUUGCAUCCAUCGUUGUUUUUUCCUACAGAAUCCACCGAUGAAUCCAAAAGCUGGAACCGAUGAAUAAAAACAGAUGGGCGGCGGAGAUGUUGAAACCA
This is a messenger RNA of Triticum urartu, 963 nucleotides long. The record is from RefSeq and is a predicted model, not a curated record. NCBI's taxonomy places the organism in Eukaryota, Viridiplantae, Streptophyta, Magnoliopsida, Poales, Poaceae.